UCAUGCUGCUGCCAGGUCCAGAGUCUCUCAUGGGUCCCUGUACGGCCUCCCAUUGCUGCUGUCUCCAUCGCCACACUCUGCCAUGUGCCACUUUCAGGUCUCCUCACACUGCUGGUGUGUGUUCCAUUUUUUGUCAUAGGGUGCUGGCAGAUUACGGGCCUCCCAUAGCUGCUGCCAGGCCCCUAAUCUGCCAUGGGCCCCUAUACCGCCUCCUCAUGCUGCUGCCAAGUCCAGAGUCUCUCAUGGGUCCCUGUACGGCCUCCCAUUGCUGCUGUCUCCAUCGCCACAUUCUGCCAUGUGCCACUUUCAGGUCUCCUCACACUGCUGGUGUGUUCCAUUUUUUG
Staurois parvus is the source of this 344-nucleotide messenger RNA. NCBI's taxonomy places the organism in Eukaryota, Metazoa, Chordata, Amphibia, Anura, Ranidae. The record is from the annotation of a GenBank genome assembly.